Molecule: messenger RNA, 41706 nt
Organism: Porites lobata
Lineage: Eukaryota; Metazoa; Cnidaria; Anthozoa; Scleractinia; Poritidae
Source: the annotation of a GenBank genome assembly
GGGAGAUUACUUCCACGGUUCUGCGAUGCGUUGUCUCUGUUGCCCUCGUGUUGGAAAUGUGUUCCUGAUGUUUAUCUUUUUCUUUCAUCUACUUGGUGUUUUAAAAUCUCAUCUACUCUUGAUGAACUGUUGUUAACUGACCUUUCCUUAAGGACAGAUUUCUUGAAUCAGGUAAUCGUAUGCGCGUCAGUAUGUAAGCGAGUUUUCUUUCCGUGUAAUCGUGGUGCAAUCUAUUAUCCAUGGUGCAAUAUGUAAGCUCAAAAUUUAAUUUUAAGGUAAACUCAAAUGAACAAAGUUUUGCUGUACUUUGUUUACUCUUUUUUCAGUCUAAGGCCUCUGCUGUGAAAAAUGCUUGGUGACAACUUAAAGAUUUUCGUCCAUGGUUUACCUUUGGACUGCGAAGAACACUCCUUGAAGGAUUUUCUUGAAGGUAAAGUUUAUGCUAAUGAGUGACAUAAAAAUAUUUUUUGACAGAUUAUUUCUGCCUCUUCCAAAAGCUGCUAUGAAUGAGCCCUUUAAGUUACUCGCCUUCUCCAGGGCUGCUAACCAUAACAGACACUGUAACUCACUGCUAUUUAUUUCACCAAAUGUAUUAAGCUUAUAAAGGCCAAUGUGUAUUAAGCUUAAAGCUUGAGAUCAAGUUUUCAUAGCAAACAUAUGCAUCUCGAAAAUGUAGCCUCUGCUUGUAGGGUAUCACAUUAUCUUUCCCAUUUUUUUCAGAAGAACAAUAAUAAGUCCCUGUUACAUUGAAGAGAUCUUUUAAUUCUGUUGAAAUUCCUUGCAUUGUUUUUAAGUUCUUUCCAUGCAAGGGUUAUUAAAGCCAGGUUAUGCAACACAGAUCUCACUAUUCUUCUUUUAACGUUGUUUGGCACACAGCUAAUUUUUUCUUAUGUUUCAAAAGUGCAUCUUUAUUUUUGUAACUCCUAGCCUCAAUGGAUCUUGUUUACUGUGGGUAAUCUCGACCGAGAUAUCAGUCGAUAUAGCGGUCGACACUCGGUCGAUAGUCGGUCGACACUCGGUUGAUACUCGGUCGAUAUAGCGGUCGAUAGUCGGUCGACACUCGGUCGAGACACGGUCAAUAGUCGUUCCAGAUUGUCUCGGCCGAUAUAGCUUUUCGUUCACCGACACUUCGCCGACACCUUGCCGACAGUUGGUCGAUACUUGACUGAUGUAUCGGUCAGUAAUUGGUGGACAAUCGGUCAAUGGUCGUUCCACACUUGGUCGAUAGUCAGAAGAUAGCCGUUCGAUAUAUAUCGGUCGAGAUUCGGCCGAUAGUCGAUCGAUAUAUCGGUCGAGAUUUUUGUCGGUCUGUAUAGUUUUUAGUCCGUUAUCAAUAGCGCUGGAGAAGAAAUUGGAGCAAGAUUACUGAAAUAUAAACCGAUUGCCCCUAUUGACACUUGGAGAUUCUUGAAAAGCUCGCAUUUUUGGACAUUUUUCGGUCAGUUAUGAGUCCAAACUACUCAAAAUUAAACAUGAAAGCAUGCCUUUCUUUGCAAUAGCAUCCCGUUUUGUGACAUUUUUUGGUAUGGGCAUGCCAAAAAGUCUUACCCAAUCUCUUUAGACUUUUCUGCUUUUUUUUUUCGCUUUUCCUUUUUCUCUUGUUUUUGUCAUUUUGCUGCCGUUGCUAACUGCUAACUGCCAGUUGCCAGUCAGUUCAAGAAUUUUCGAGAAGGCAUCAUCCAAAAGGGAAAUUCUUACCAAGCGAUGAAGAGGGAAAUUUUUUCCUCCAUUUUCAAAUUUGUAAACCUUUUCUGUAUAUAUUUGAAGCUCAAUAUCACUCUACUUUGGGUAUCAUUGCCGGUUUGGCUUCUCUUCCUUCAACAGGUUUUUUAUUAUUGUAAGAGGUGCCUUUUUAAUGUAAACGCUUGGUAAAACAUGAUUAGGGUUAUGGCCAGCCAAGGAUGGCAGGGGGUGAUCCUAUAUGAAUUUAGUAUACACUAAAACAGUGGAUAGCGUUGUGUGCGCUUUCUAAUUGGCUACUGAAACAUGGGAUAACAAUUGCUAUUGCGCGUACAAAUUGUAAUUGUUGACGCGAACAAAUGUGGCAAAAAUCAUUAAUUGCUACCUUAAUAAUAAUAAUAAUAAUAAUAAUAAUAAUAAUGUACAGUUAGUUAUAUAGCGCUUUUCUCUUAGUGAUCCAAAGCGCUUUACAAUCAGUAAAUACUUAGCAAAGAAAUAAUUCCAAUACAACAUAACAGGAUUUUUUUUACCUUAUUAUAAUCUGAAAUUUUCGCGACACUGUAAUUUCGCAAAUUGCGCGAUUUUAAUUAAAGUGACGCGAACAAUAAGUGUUGCGAACAUAACAUGAUAAUGUUAACGCGGCGCAUACUGUUUUCCUUUUAUUGGAUGACCAAAAGUGACUUAACAUUCAAUAUUAAUUUCUGCAUACGCAUGGUCAUCUUUAUUUUGAACAAAAUAUAAAGCGAAAGGACAGAGCAAAAGGACAGGAUAAUGUAAUGAGAACGUAUGAGUAUUUUCCUUGCUGUAAAUUGAAAUCAUUCCCACUGUAAAUGAAUGUGUUCAGUCUGCUGGAUAUUUUGUCACCUUCCUCGGCGCAUUAUCGGUGCGUUUUAUCAAUAACUGAUCGUUAAACAAAGGACUGUUCCCGUCUUCAAUGUGGAAAUAUAUAAGUUUAAUUUGUGGUCUUUGCACUAAAGAGAACUUGGGGUGAUGAAGCAAGUCAAAGCCCGAUAAUAAACGAUGUGUAUUCCUCGCUCUUAAAGCCUGUCAUGAACUGCCUUUUCCUAUUCAUUAUUCGCUCUAUCGACCGACAUUACCCACAGUAAACAAGACCCGCCUAAAUUUCAUUCAUUUGAGUCCCUUACUCCGUCAGUAACGUCUGAAUCAACCAGCUGUUGAUGCCGUCCAGUGACGUCACUACCCAAAAACCAGAAAGUGAUUUAGAUUGGUUGAUAGUCCAAGCAUUCACAUAAUUAUGUAUAAUUAUGAGACAUUUCAGCAGGACUAGUGGAUCGCAUGCUUGCGUGGAGUUUCGCAUGCUUGCGUGGAAUUUUGACAAUCAUCAAUAUCGGAAUCAACAAAAUUGUCCUUGUCUUUUAAACUAUAACUUGUUAAAUUGAACUACAAAUGAAGAGUCACUGCAGAGAGUCGGUAGGUUUUCAUUUAGAGCCACUUUGUGAUUUCGGCAUUGAUUUUGUUUAUGUUAAGUGUCAGCAAUCGAUUUUUUGUUAGAUUUGUAAUUCAGAUUUCCUGUCAUUUCCACCGUCAAGUGUAAUGAUUCUGUUAGCUUUUCUUUCUUGUUUUUUUUCUGCUUCGUUAACCCAUUCGCCCUUCGAAACUUUGCUAAAAAACACGUUUUGAAGGUAGUCAAGCGGUUUUCUGGUCACUGUCGUGCUAUUAAGGUAUCAGCCACCCUUCAGGACCGUCCGCGCGCGGAUCGCUGUAGCGUUAGUUGUUUUUAUAAAAACCCCUAUAAACCAUAUAUUUUUUAAAAGCUUAAUAAUUCCAGAUUAUGGAUUUGAACUAACAAAAACGAUUUACUUAAAUGUGUUUCGAAAUUGGAACGCUUUGUGUAAACGUACACCUCUCUAUAAAUCAUGUUCCACUCCCGCCGGAAAUAAACGGAAGAAAACAAUUAACACCGCAUUUGCUUCUCAACAUGUUCCACUAAAAAACCGUGUCUCAGAUUUUUGACAAGUGCGUUGGUUUUUCUUUUAUUAGCAAAUGAAGUUGGGGAAGGCAAUUAGUCAACACUCCCUGUGGAAAAAAAGCUCUAGCUUUAAAAUGAAAAGGAGUAUUAAAAUUCGCAGACACGGUUUUGUAGAAGAGAUAUAUGGCAUCACUCUGGCCAAAUUUUAGCCAAAUUGAUUGAAAGGCUGCCGACUUGGAGUUCAAAACGUGCGAGUCGAUCGGCAAAAUUUGUGUUCGGAGAUAAAAAAAAUACAUUUUUGGCGGUAUCGUACCUUGAAUGAGAUUAUAACACCUAAAUGUUUAUUCUUAUUGAUAUCAGAGAGGGAUCAAUUUUCUCUAACAAUAGGACUUUGACAGGUAACAUGUAACAGGAAAACUUCCACUCUUUUACAACACGAGAAGCACGGUUUAAUUCUUUCUCGAGCAAAAGUUUUGCAUCUCCUUCGAUCUUUUUUGUAUGAUUUGUUGAUCGGCGCCAGGCCAAGGAAACUAAAAAAUUUUGAAGCCGCCGAAUGUCCACCACCGAUUGCUCGAAGGCCAAGAACUGAGGUCCGGUUUAUUUCAAACGCUCUGCUCUUCUCGGAAGAAUUAAAAACAGAAUUUGUCUUGUCUGACGGACAGCUUUCAUUCUCGCUGGAUUCUCCAGGUAGAACCAAGUCCAUGCUUAGUCGCUACAUUUUCCAUGACUUGGACUCUUCCCCGGCAAAAUCGACAAGAUACAGACUCGUCCAGUUUCUCAAGCAGCUUUUCUCUCGAUACGAUAGCUCGACCGCUUAUUGUUUUCCACGUUCCAUCAGCAGAUGGGGUCGAUGAGCUUAAUUGGCUUUCUUCAUCUGGCUCUUCAAGCUGGAUUUUGGAGCGGCUUGCACUCUCAGCAACUGCAGCAUUUUCGCUUUUCUGAAUAUCCAACUCCUCGAGCCACUUCUCUUGCUGAUAAAAUUUUGCGGCCCAUUCAAUUUCUUUCUCGCUCUCGGUUUCGAUGACGAAAACGGACACAACCUUUUCUUUUUUCUUGGCGGCAUUUUCACCGAAGCAAACGCUAAAUAUCCACGGAGAAUACUAAAGGCUAUGAACAACGCGAAGACAAUUCGCACGUGUUGUGUCCAAUCACGCACUCGGAAUCACGUUACUAGUUCACAGGCAAGUUAAUUGAUAUGAUACGGGUAUGACAGAUCUUGUCAACGAUCAAUUAAGAUAAUUAACGAGAAAAAAUCUUUUACCACCGAUAUCUUUCGACAGAAAUAAUAUUUUCUUCUGAUUUUUUUUUUGAAAGAAAGCUCUCAAGCAUAUCUAUUUGAAAACGUUGAAACCUCAAAUAUGGAAAAAUGGCAAUUUUAAGGGUGGCUGAUACCUUAAGCGCCAAAACUUACCACAAAGCUGUUUACUGGUCGUACACUUCGCGGCCUUUUGAUCAAGAUGCAAAGUAUUAGCUUGUGAAGUUCGGGCAUGUGUAGAAAGCAAAAUUUUUUGGGUUUAAAAGGAAACGAAUCACUAAGUGAUGUGAUAAGACUACUCCUUGCUGGAGAACUUUUAUUUUUCUCAGAGUUCUACAUACAAACUAUUCAAGACAGGUUCUUGGAAAUAGAAAACGAGACGCCCUAUUCGGAGGCUACUAUGUUCUAAACUAUGCUAACAGAAGCGGGCGAGAAAGAAAUGACAAACUCAAAAAAUUGUCUAGAAGCUAUUCGCGCAGAAGCACAUGAUACAUGCCUUACAAACAACUGGAAUGGGAUGGUUCAAAUGAUGGCCUUGUCCACUGUUUUAAGAUGGCGAAUAUUCAGGAUUGACUUUCUGUAACUUAUUGACCAUUUUGUUGAGGUUUAUUUAAAGACCCUUAGUACAUUGUAUUCUAAUUUUUUUUUUUGAAGAUAAUUUUUAGCAAUUAGAAUACUUGUCCUGGUGACCAAAAACGAAAACUUAGAGGCCAGUUGGCUCCAAGAUUUUUUCGGAAAGUCGAGCCCUGCCUUGCUAGAAGUUUUUCACUUCCUUCUUUAUCGAUGGUCGAGUAUUCAGGAUAUUUGCUUUUUAUGGUAAUUCGCUAUGACAAUUGUGUGUGUAAUCUUGGACAGAAACUACAAUAGUCCCAGAACCGGCCAAUCCUCACGAACACAAACUAAAGUAAGGGAGCAUAUUAAAAUAUCCCUAAGAAAGAUCAGUAUCAAAUUCCUCCUUGUCAUAACAACGCUUUAUGAAACAAAGAAUGGGAGAUAGCAGGUAUCAAACACAUUCCCUUCAGCUCUAAAGGUUACUCUUUACUGCAUGUACGGGAAUAGUAGAGCAGGGCGUGUCAUUUUAAUCAUUGGUGAAAAUAAAUCGUAUGCUCAUCACAAGACUCAUUUGCAUACCAUGAAAGUCAUCAUGAUUCUUAUCCAGUUUCCACGGUCUCCGCUAGGAAUGCCUGGGACUAUGCCAUGGCUGACCAUUUGAGGAAGACAAAUGAAAGUCUUGCUCUGCUACAGCAAGCUCAACUAGAAAGUAAAGCAAUUCUGUACCAUGUAGACAUUUCUCGAUGAUAUUUCUUUGUUUGCCAGUUAAAAGUCCUAUUUUACUUUUUGCAUAAGUUAAAGCAAAGGAGUAGUGAUGUCACGGGAUGGUGUUAAUGGCUGGUUGAUUCAGAUCUUAGUGAGGGAGUAAUGGAGUCAAAGUAAUGUCUGAAAUUCAGGCUAUGUAACUCCUGUUUUUCAUUUGAUACUGUUUACCCAAAUUUUGCCUUCUGCACAUGCCCAAACUUUGGAAGGUCAUAUUUAGCAUCAGGAACACAGUUUGGGCAGUUUUGUUUAUUUUUGGGCAGAAAGUGAUUAAAAAAAUGGCUUGACUAGCUUGAAAAGGAAGUUUUUGUCAAAAUUUCCAUGGGUGAAUAGGUAAAGCAAUACCACUUAGCUUUCUGGAAAAUUCCACCUGUGAUCAUAAAUUAAAGCAAGUAUAUCAGCCUAUAAAAUGCCAAACUCGGUGACAAAGACCAGGGAUGUAUUUAGCUAAGAAAGAGUUAAGCAGGAUCCAAAGAGCUUAUGCUGUAAGAGGCAAAUGUGUUACUCAUCUGAUCACUCUGUAGCUACAACCUGAGUUGCAAAAAUGUUGGCCCAGCAACACUCCGAUGGAGAACUGGCCUUUCUUACUUCAAAUUGCUGCUAGUCACACGUCUGCCCUCCUCCCUCCUCCCCUUCAUUCAAAGUUGUUCCUCCAAGGUUUGAGCAUGGUCUUGUAUUGACCACUCCAGAAAACACCAUAACAAUCAUAUACCAUAAUGCUCUUUGUUUGUCACCCCAAAAUUUUGCAUAAGCAUUAUUUUCAGUUUCUCUUGGGGCCAUUUUAACUCCAGCUUAUAGAACAUCCAUCUAAAACCACAUGCUUGCAAAACUAUUAGCAGUCACAUUCAUUUGUGUAGCAACUUCUUAUCUACAUGUGUUGUGUUUAAAAAAUAGGAUCUUGUUUACUGUGGGUAAUGUUGACCGAGAUAUCGGUCGAUAUAGUGGUCGACACUCGGUGGAUAGUCGGUCAACACUCGGUCGAUAGUCGGUUGAGCUCAGUCGACAGUCGGUCGAUACUCGGUCAAGACUCGGUCGACACUCGGCGACAGUCGGUCGAUAUAGCGGUCGAUAGUCUGUCCAUAGUCGGUCGAUAGUCGGUUGACACUCGGUCGAUAGUCGUUCCAGAUGUGUCUCGGCCGAUAUAGCUUUUCGUUCACCGACACUUCGCCAACAUUUCGCCGACACUUCGCCGAUAGUUGGUCGAUAGUUGGUUGAUACUUGACCGAUGUAUCGUUCAGUAAUUGGUCGAUGGUCGGUCGACACUUUGCAUUUCCUACAUUUUUUGGCUUGGAAAACAAGAAAUUAGAAAGCAUUUUCUAGCUUGGACCUAACUGUUUUCUUAAAUUGUGUUUCUGCUUUUUUAAUUUCAAACUUCAAUGUACUUAGCCAAAAUUCCGGAAUAAUAGCUAUUAGUCAUUUAUCUAGCCUUUUAUUUUAAUUCAUGUGAAUGGGAUUUAGCCUACCUGCCCACCACCUUUUCGCAGACGUUUCCUCCCCGGUUUUUUUUUUUUAGGGGUGGGGGUGUCUCGUUACGCGUAGCCGGCUAGAAUUGAAUCAUGAAGAAGUCCGCUAAGUGAGAAUGAUAGGCCUUCAGCUUCUUGUUAUGUGAUUUAUUCCCACCUUGUAAGGCCUAUAUCUGGCUGAUUUUUCCUAUGCGGAGAAUUUUUCAACCGACUCAGAACUACAUUGAUGAAAAAAUGUAUUUACAGUUCAUUUUUUUUAACUUGUUUUUCCUUAACAAGUUAAGAUAAUAUUAAUGUUAACGCGACGCAUACUGUUUUCCUUUUAUUGGAUGACAAAAAGUGACUUACCAUUCAAUAUUAAUUUCUGUAUAUGCAUGGUCGUCUUUAUUUUGAACACAAUAUAAAUAUAAAGCGAAAGGACAGAGCAAAAGGACAGGAUAAUGUAAUGAGAACGUAUGAGUAUUUCCCACAAUAAAUGAAUGUGUUCAGUCUGCUGGAUAUUUUUGUCACCUUCCUCAGCACAUUAUCAGCGCGUUUUAUCAAUAACUGAUCGUUAAACAAAGGACUGUUCCCGUCUUCAAUGCAGAAAUAUAUAAGUUUAAUUUGUGGUCUCUGCACAAACGAGAACUUGGCGUGAUGAAGCAAGUCAAAGCCCGAUAAUAAACGAUGUGUAUUCCUCGCUCUUAAAGCAUGUCAUGAACUGCCUUUUCCUAUUCAUUAUUUGUCCACUUCGGGACUGCCGGAGCAGUCAUUUCACUCGUCCUUCUUUAAGUAUUCUUCGACUGCGGGACCACAGGAGCAGCAGAUUCAACUUAGGCUGAGACAGGUUCUGUUUAACAGCUAAAACUCAGACGAUCGGUGAUGAUACAAACUGGAAAAAAAAAGGUUAUCAUGUCCUUAGUUCCCAGUACUCUUCGGUUCGUUUCAUAGAGUAAUCGCGCCUCGCACUACCACAUGUUCCCCCAUCGCAUGAUAACAGUAAUUAAUGACGUCUUUGCUUAAAAAAAAGCCAUUGGACUCACCUGAUAAAUUAACACACGACUGAUAUUCGAACGACAGUUGACCGAUAUACCACCGACAGUUGACUAAUAUACCACCGACAGUUGACCGAUAUAUCACCGACAUAUGACCGAUAGUAAGUCGAGGUGCUCGGCCGAUACUCGGCCGAUAGUCUAUCUCACUAUCGACCGACUAUCGACCGACCAUCGACCAACUAUCAACCGACUGUCGACCGACUGUCGACCGCUAUAUCGACCGCUAUGUCGACCGCAAUGUCGACCGAUAUCUCAGUCGACAUUACCCACAGUAAACAAGAUCUAAAAAAUAAACACUAUGACACCAGCACGUAUGAUUUACCUUGGACCACAGACUUAAGGUUAGCUCAGCAACAACAGGUGAACUUUUAACUUUUUACAGAUGUGGUUCAGUGGUAGGAAUCUUUUUGCUAAGAUUCAGAGUUCACACAAGUGCAAAUACAUUGCAAGUUAAACAGGAAAAGUUGUACACAUCUCUUUUACUACCCAAGUAAUUACAUGUAUACUAAAAUAAAUUAUUUAAAUGGUGUGUUCAGAUGAAUUCUGCCAUGUAUAUUCAAAAGUGGAGUGAGGUUAAAUUUACUGGUAUAUGAAAGUUUAUAAAAUAGCUAAGAUAGUAUGUGCGUUCUGAUGGGUCAAAAAGCUAUGGUUUAUUGUGCAGGUAAACUCAUAGAAAACUUAAAGUUAUUUUAUAAAGCAAUAGCAUAUGAAAGUAUAAUGUCAUUAUUUGUUUCACUUUCUAGCUGUGUGUGAUCUUCCUGGCAUGGUAUCCAAAGUUAGCAUUCCCCCUAAAAAGGUAAAUUUUUCCAUUUGACUGAAGAUAUUUAAGAUAUAAAAAUGGGUUGAAUGUGAAUAAAAAGGGUUCUUUUCAGUCCAUUCAAUCAUUACCACACUCUCUCUGGUCUUAAAACUUAAUCAUUUAGUUUGACUUGCAGUACAUUUUUCAGUCCUUUCAAACUGAUCAUAAAGACAGUGGGUGAGUGCAUGAAUCCCUGUGUAGCAGGUGCAAAUAGACACAGGCAUAAAAAGUAGAGCUGUUAAAUGCUUGAAACAUUCACCUCUGUGACAAAAACUUGAGCCCAUGAUCUAAAUAUGAUCCAAAAUCCAAAUUAUGUGACGUCAAUGCAGUGUUAUCCCUAAAUUUUAGCUCAGCAGGUAAGGGACCAUUCACAGACGGUAAAGUAAUAUAUACUUUUCUGGGAGGGGUGAAGUGGAGUGAGGGACAUGGACCCGCCCUUACUGGGAAGUUUAGGAGGUAAGGAUUCCCAUAUUUUAAGACCUAUUUUACGCAAAUCAGCCAUUGUUGUCUUUAGACAACGAUUUAAAGCAUUAUUUUGAUUCCAAUAAUUUUACUAUGUCUUUAAUGUUCUCUUUCCAAAAUGUGUGUCCCUAAAAAGGAAAGCUGUAUAUACAGUACAGUCCAAAAAUAAUGCACGCGUAAGAAGUGGCAUAACAAGUUGCUUCGCUGUAAGAACAUGCAAGCACCGCAAAAAGUGAAAGUGCCGUAUUUUGCGGACCCACUUUGGAUCGCAAGAAGUCGAAAAUCUUCACCGCAAGAAGCUAGAAAAUUACCGCAAGCCUCAAGAAGGCGCAUGAAGUUGUUUAUAAGUGUUAACCUGAAAGAAUUUUGUGGUGUUUGUCGCCUUCUUAUUACAACAUCAUUUUGUAGUGUUGAUACUACAGUAAUUCACCCUGUGGCAGCAAAAGGUAAUCAUGCAAGGCCACACAUAAAAAGUUGCCUGAGAAAGGGAUGGCUUUCUCUGCUUUUUCUGCAAAGUGAACACUUCAAUCGUUCAGCUUUUCCAAAGUUAGAUAAAGAGUGUGAAGCGUUUGUUUAACAAAAUGAUCUGUAGUUUCGAACCUUUGGAUCGUCUCAUAGUACAAUACUAUAGGCUCGGCAAAACAAACCGAAGGCGUUAAAUUUCUGCCACAAUGGAUAUCACGGCUCUAAAGAAAACAUGGCAACUAUUUAUUACUUUAUUGUAGUAAUUUGACAGAGCCUUUAGUAAAAAUAUUUCUUACAUUAGUAUAGUAUGUGUUUUUUCCAAGAGCGCUUUAAGUUGACACAGUUGCAUGUGCGGUCUCAAGUUACACAGCUCUUUUGCGAAACGUAGUACGAUCGUUCUUUAUUUUUUGAAGCGCUGCUUUUUUUUGUCAAAAUUGCAUACAUUUCCUCAGUUAAAAGGUUACCUUUGCGCAAGAUAAUUUUAUUUAGUAUAUACUAAAACAGUGGAUAGUGUUUUUUGCAUGCUCUGAUUGGCUACUCAAUCAGUGAAUAUCCUGCACUAUUCACUGAUUCACCUCCAGUUCCUCCGAGCGAGGGACGCCAAAGUCGCGUAAGUUGCGAGCAAAAUGCCUUCCCAGUUUGCUGCCAUAAUAAUCAAAGAAAUUUCACAACUAAUCAAGUAAGCUGUUACCAAAAUACACGAAGAAGGUGACAAAGUUCGGUUUGGAAGUUUUGACAGGUAAAGCUUUGUCUUUUUGACUUGAAUUUAUCGAUAAAACCGAUGAAAAAGUUUUUCGUUUACAAAUGCAAAUUAAGCUUAAGUCUUGCGUUACUUUAUUUAGCUGACUUGUUCAUAAAUAAGCUUAAAACUAAAUUUAAUUAUCUUUUUUACAGAAUGAUUUUAAAUACAAAACUCCUUUUGAAGAAAUUUCCCCGCAAGAGCUAAACGAAUGCCUUCAAAAGUUUGAUUUGUGGGCAAGAAAAAGCGACGACGGCGGCCGUUCGGUCAUUGCGCACCAAAAUUAAUUGUUGUACAUACCCUUUCAAAAUUCACUGAUCCUUAUUUUCCAAAACAAGCUGCAGUGCGCAUUUUAAAAAACCAUGAAAGUAUUUUUAGCUUAUCUUUUUUGUUUACACUUGUUAUCUAUGUAGUUUUUCCCCGUUUUUGUAAACCAGCAAGAAUGAAACGGUUUUUGGGUUUUGAAUGUUCAAAACUAUGUUCCUAAAGUAUAGAUUAGCGAUCAAUCACUGACAAAUACAGAAAGCAGCUCAGCUAUUUUAUUGUCAUAUUAAAUUGUCACACGUCUACAGCGAUGUCGCAAAUGUUUGAUGAACCAAUGGUCGCUUGUGAAACUCUUUCAAAUGGCUAAUGAAAGAAGCGAAACAAACGAAAACUGUCAGAAAUGAUAGAAAUCAUUAGAAAACAAUAGAAACUAUGCAAACGAAAAAAAUCGCCAAAGGAUAAUGUAAACAUUUCAAACGCUGAGCGUAAUGCCUCGCUUGAUCUUGAUCUGACCUGUUGAAUAAUUUUGUGUGCAAAAUGUUCAAUGAAAUCUAUCUAUGAAAGUAAAAAUGAUCGCCUGAAUGAAAAAAACUUCUGUGGUGUUACUCUGCAAAAAUAUGCACCUUAGUUUUGAAGACCUCAAUUUGAUCUCUGCACCGUUUUGGCUGGUAUGAAUAGAUUGAUAGAUUGUAUCGCACUGGAAGAAGUUGUUGUGCUGCAAUUCGAAAAUCCCACAGCAAAGAACUUCUUGUGGUUAAAUUUGUAACUGCAAAAGAAGUUCUUGCGUCUUGCUGGAUUCAAGCGCAAGUGCCCCGCAAAAAAGCCGCACAAGGUUGCCAGCUAGCAGACGCAAAAAGAAGUUCUUGCAUGUGCAUUAUUUUUGGGCUGUACGUUUUGUACUUAAGUAGCUGCUUUUUUCACGAAUUCAUUUUCUUGUGAGGAUCGGAUCGAUCACAACUUGCAUAUAUUUAUAUAUUUUUUAAAUUAUUUAAUUUUGGUAAACCUUCAAGCGGUUGCAUGCAGUAAGAAGUGUUGCUUCAGGCAGUAAAUUUUACCUGUUACUGUCCGAUUAGGAGAACACUGUCAAUGGGUAAGCACCCAAGCUCUGCUUCAGUAAGAGAGCCGUUAUGGAGUUUAUGGUAUUGAUUCUUUCUCAAGUCCAUAGAGGAAUUACUCCCCCACACAUUUACAUUUAAUUCCCUUUUGACAGAGCUACCAUGUAUUUUACCUUGAAUAUUAUUUAACUUUUGUAGGUGGUUAGAAUUGUUUUAUUUCCUAUUUACUGUUAAGUAAAUUUGACGGGAAGCAUAAUUAACUUGUGAUUGUUUUUUGUGUUAGAGUUAAAUACAAUUUUUGUUUUGUCUUCCAGAGUUUUGCUUUUGUGACUCUUUCUAGCCCUGAAGCAGUGAAAUGCUUGUUGGGAAAUGUACGUAUUUGUGAAAAAAAAAAUUGAAUUUCUGCCAGGGAUAUUAAAUAUUUUAUGUUGUGCCCUCUAGUGGUGAAUAUAUGAUAUUUGGGAGUUGUGAGUUGUUUGUAGCCAUUUUGGACUGACAGUCUACAUUACUGUAUCUUUAGAACCCUAUAGUGGUCAUGUUGCCUAUACAGUUGACUCCCGAUAACUCAAACCCUCUCUAACUCGAACCUUGCACUAACUCGAGCCAAAGUCGAUUACCCCUGGAUUUCUGUCAUACGUUUACUGUAAUUUUACAGUUGGUAACUCAAACCCUCAUUAACUUGAACCUCCCGCUAACUCAAAGCAAUUUUUGUUUCCCCUCAGAUCAUUUCUAUAUAAUUUUACUCUUGAUAACUCGAACCAUGUUUUGAGCCCACAAAAAGUCAGGAAAAAACAGUGUACUGGCAUCCAAAACAUUGAAUUUUGAGUUUCCCAUUGACGUGUUGUAGGCAUUGUUUACCAGUGGAGGCCGACGUUGUUUGUCACAAAUCUAACGUGAAACAGCUUUACUUCUCAAAACGGUAAAUUGCAUGCUCUAUUUAGGCAAUGUUUUGUUAUGUUAUGUUAUGAUUUAUAAUCUAGGAGUAUCUUUUCUGAUCUUUCAAUUAUCACAUGUAUAACCUUUCUACAAUUAAAUGGGUGAUUAAAAACUGUUUUUUCCUUACUCGCGGCUAUUUUCCUCAUGCUCCCAAUAGCUCGAACUCCCGAUAACUCAAAAGGUUCGAGUUAUCAAGAGUCGACUGUAUUUCCCUCUCUUUCUUUACCUGUUUUGUUUUACAUUUCUUGUUAAUAGACCUGCAAUAUAUUACUUUUAUGGACUACACUCAGCUUUUAUAAAAAGAAAGUUACCACGGCUGUCUUGAGGGGAGGUAUUUCCCCCACAUACUACAAAAAUGACCCUUAGAUACUUUAUAGAAAACACAAGGAAAAUAGAACCAAAAGAACCUCCAAGCUGUUUAAUUCCCUGCCCAGUAAUUGCAUAUUCUGCAGCAAGUUUAAAUCUUUGUGAAAGCCUCAGGAGUAACAGAGAAAAAGAAGUAACAGAUGAUGAUGCUGUUGAGCAGUGAAACCUCGGAUUUUUAUAUCUUUUAAAAUGGAGCAGUUUAAGGCAAUCAACGAAUUCAAGGCAAUCUUACCAGAUUUAAAAAAAGAGUAAUUUUUGCAGUUGUUUGUUUUCUAUUUAUAAAUCGUUUCAAGUUACUCGUGUUUAAUUGAUUAAUUAAAUUACCUUGACAGCUUUGUUGUCCCCAGACAGAACAAAAGAGUCAGCAGUCUCUUAUUUUUUCUUCUCGGGCUUAUGCCCUCGUUUCUCGCAGCUCAUGGCUUCGCUGCUCGUGUGCUUAGGUUUCGCACGCAGUAACUUUGUAAAGAAAAACAAGAGACUGCUCGUAGUCUAGUCUACACCUGCAUUCUUUUCACAAGAGGCUGCCCAAAUUUUUGUCCUUGGAGCCAAACAGUCAAAGGACCACUCUUGCUUUAACCAGGGUUCAAAAUUAACAGUUGUCUGGUUGUCCUGGACAACAAAAAUUAUCAGUGGGGCAACCAAUUUGUGCUGAGUGGUUGCCCCUUGGACAACCCAAUCUGCAGAGGCAAUAGUCCCUAAAGAGAGAAAAAUAUUGUAGCUUUUUGCAUUGUGGAAGGGUUCACGAUAACUAAAAGUUAGUUGAAAGUAAUUGGAAAACAGACGCAGAAAAACAUUGACUCAGAGCUCAACGUUUGGCCUGAAAGAGCCUGUGAUAAAAAAAAACCUGAAGCAAAUGACGUACAUUUUAUUGUGAAAAACCAAUAAAACUGUUGCCAACUUGAGCUACCUCAGUUUUUUACUUUCUUGGAUUGAGCUGGGGUAAGAGUUUGCCUUGGAUGACCAAAAUAUUCCAUGGGCAACCAAACUAAGUCUUGUGGUUGCCCCAGGGGCAACCAGACAUAAAAGUAAAAAUAAACCCUGGCUUUAACCCUUCCAUAAAUGGGAAUAGAGAUUGCCUGCAUUGCAUGUUAGUCAAAGACUUAGACAAGGGAGCAUUACCUGGGGGUCAUUUUAAUAACUGUCAUUAAUCAAAGUUGAAAAUGAAUGCGACAGCCGUAAAUAGUAAACACCAAUCUUAAAAAAUUAUACAACUGUAGAUAAAGUAUGUGGUGAACUUCGGUACGAUUUUUAGCUAGAAUUAUGUUCGUAGUUUCCCCAGCAAUUGAGUGUAGGCUCACCUUCACGUUAUGUAAAAUCUCUGGGGGGUCCUUUUUUAAAAGUGAGGAUGAAUUGGGGGGAGGGUGGCUUGAAAUUUCUGAGCUUCUGAAAUGCACUGCACCUCCUUGGAGGAGAGGUGAAAGUUUGAGUGACAUUGAUACCAAAGGACCUUAUUAGUUCUUCAAUUGUAAUUGAAUUUGUUGUUUUUAGACACUACUGUACUGUGAUGGUGUUGGACAAGUUUACCAUGUCCAGGCAUGCCCUUAUGUUAGAAAGCCAUUUAGGAACGGCCACAAUUUAAAACCCAAAAAGACAGAACAUGCACCAUUUACAGUUAAAAUAGAACCCAAACCACUGAAGUAUAAGACUCCAGAACAUGCCAUUCAGUUUAGUCCUGACUUCAGUAUGCUCUCACACUCCAAGCCAAAGAGAAGAAGAAAGAGAAAGGGAGAUGAUUCAUUGGUGUGGUUUGGUGAUGUUGGCACAACUUCAUUUAGAAAGAGGCCAAAGCACAAAAAAAAGAAUAAGAAGGUUGGUCUUAUAAUUCAUUAUAAUGUAUGUGUCAUUAUUAGUCAAUUAUGCUACUGCUGUACACUUGGGAAUCCCACCUUCACUCAUGCUGCUCCUGUCUUAUGGAACUUGCUGCCUUUAUCGAUUAGAACUACCUUAUUACAUGAAAUUUUGGCAACACGUUUAAUUUGGCGAUUUUGACAAAAUUAAUCCUUAGUUAGCGGCACUUUAAUUUAGCGAUUUUUCGUAAAUUUUGGAACAUAAGUCACUUAAUUUUCGCUAUUCACGAACUGAAACUUUGGCGAAUUAAGGUAUUCAAAACUUUUACGACGAUAACAGAGCAUUUUUGUGUUAAAAAUAAUCAUAAAUGUCAAUGGCUUCAUUUAAAUCUAAAUCAUACAACAUUCUGAAACUUAAUUUUGAGCAAAACAAACGAAACUGCAACUGUAAUGUCAUUUUAAUGCUGUCGUCACUCAUAUUUAAUGUAAAUUGUUACAUUGAUACACGUCAAAAUCGACCAUCAAUUGGAUGAUUGUGUGAAAAAGACCAGAUGGUGGAAUUUUGUAUUGCACUCACUUUAAUUUAGCGACGAUGUAAAUUUAGCAACACUUAAUUUUGGUGCAUUUUAAUUUUUUAUAAUUGCUGAAUUAAAGUGUCGCCAAAAUUUCAUGUGAUAAGGUAGAAGCAACCUUUCCAUUUUAAUAAACAACUAAUACAUAAAACAUUAUUCUGUUUAAAAGCACUUUCAUUUAUAAUUAUUUGUAAACAGUGUUGAAUGUUAAGAGCUUUUAAAUAUUUUUAAGUAUUGUAUUGGCACUUUAUAAAUUUAUUAUUAUUUUUAUUGUUGUUGUCAUUAUUAAUAUUAUCAUUUUUAACAACUGCUGAGCGGUGACAAGAGAUGGCACCCCUUGUUGUUAUCUGCUUAAAAAUUUCAUUUAGCUUAUUUAUUAUUAUUACUAGAAAUAUGUGUAUUGCAGAAGCUCGGGGGGGGGGGCAUAAAAUGUCAGGGAUGGAAGGGGGAGAGAAUUGGAGUAAAUUGGGUAGCUUGGGAGGGCGAGUUUCAACACUGGCUCUAAUAUUGGAAGGUCAGAUGUAGUUAAUCACCUUUUGGUUGGAGUAAAUUUCAACCCAGUGCUGUUUUGUUAAAAAGGAUAUUCUGCGACUGAAAUGGGAUUGGUGUUGUUAAGGAAGGGUAAGCCAAUGUUUCAUAGGUCCCGUGUUCACCCCAUUUGACCCUCCUACAUGUGUAAUUAUAGUAAAAAAAACGGGUGUGAUAGUGAAUAACUGCAGGCGAAUAUGCAGCAAACACAUGCUAUCUUUAAAGUGCACCUAACCCCAUUUUUUUUUUAAUUUGCUUAAAUGAAUGUGCUUACUUUCUGGAGUAUAUCUGUGAAAGAAUUUUUGGAUUUGGUUAAAUCCUCGAUUUUCUGUGACCUGUUGAAUUUGAGGAUAAUUUGGUCCAGUGCCGAGCUAAUAAUAAUUAUUACUUGUGAAGUGUGUCAUAAGUAGUGAGUGGAUGAAAUGGUAGGGGAUAAUGCUGCAGUGAAAAUAACAAGUAAAUAUUGGUAAUUGGAGGAAAAAAAUAUUGAUUGUUAAGUGAAUGAGCAAGAGAGUGUUUGCACUUGUUGUAGCACAUAAUCACACUUGACAACUAAUAUUGUUUGUAACAGUAAGGUGUAAACAUCAUCACUUACACUAAAAUAGAAAUAAUUACAUGUAGCAAUGUGAUAUUUUUCCUACUUGACCCCUUUUUUUCCCUUUUUCCCCCACUGCGGAGCCUGUUCCCAGGCUAUGUCAUUAAGGAUGCAGUUGAGGAGAACUUUGAAAGUGAUCGUGACUCAUGAUUACUGAAUAUGCGGUACCCUCAUUAGCACUGAAUUGUCACUGUAAAAAAUACCAAAUCAUUUAUGAAAGUGUUUAUAGUUAUUUGUGUACAUGCAUGAGAAACAAUUACUCAUGCAAGAGCGAAUUUAUAUGAAAUGUUCACAUAAAAGUAAUGUUGAAGGUGAUCAGUAUUUCAAUUCUCAAUAUAUAUAAGCUUGUUGAGACAUGGUUGCCAGAGACUGGCAGUCAAAUUUACAUUUUCCCUAACCAAAUGAAUUGACAAUUUGUGCAGAUAUUAAUGAAUUCCAAAUUCCAGUCAAAACUUCGUGUACUGGACACAGAUGAUGUGUUUGUUUUCUGUUCAGGGAAAAUCUGCUUGGUAUGUUUUCAUGGUUUUUUGUUCUUUUGUUUUAUAUGUCAUCGUCUGUGUCUGUUACACAAAGGAUUUUGUUUACCAAUGUAACGCUUCCCUAAACAUGUCACACAUUAUCGGUGUUCUAAACUGUUCAUUGGAAAGUAAAGCUUACUGUAAAACCCAUUGUUGCUCAUGGUGUAAAGGCUGAUCGGCUGUCCCGAGUCCGUUGGAAAGACUUUCUUGACGUGCAUAAUUCUUGCUGCCUAUCGCUGUAUCGAAGAAGAUAAUUUUGACUGACCAUGGAACGAAAUGACCGGAUACCGUCGCUUUUGGAAGCAUCGACAGUCGGUGUUCCCUCUCUUCAUCGGUUUCGUUUACAAUGUAAUUGUAGUAUUUUGUUGCUUCCUCUGUACACGUUUGUGGUCCACAAGCUUAGCGGUCAAACUGCUUACGAGCUUAGCGGUCAAGCGGUCCACAAGCUUAGCAGUCAAGCAGUCCACGAGCUCUUGUGCAUUCAGUGGUCAAUUCAGGGGCACCCAACGAGAAUAUAGUUCAAAACCACUGAAACGUAGUAUUGUUAAACGUAUUUUGGUAUUUGAACAGUAGAUAUAGGCAUAUUUUUAUCCCCUAAAAAUUUUUCAUCUGUCCCAUUUCCUGGUUGAGAGUCUAGUGAUCCGACAAUUACAGGGAUCAAAACUUACCUUUUCGAAAACUUCAGCCAGAAAAAAGGCUCCCGAAAAUUCCAGUUGGGGUAAAAAUUUGUUAAAAAUGGCCAAUUAUACCAUAUUUUAGAUGUUCGAAAAUCCUAGGAGAGGCAGGCAGGCAGGCAAGAAGUUUUACAUAAAAUGUUCCGAAAAUUCUAGAUCUCAAAUCGUCUUCCGAACAGAUAUUUUCCGAAAAUUGACGUUGGGUGCCCCUGUAAAUUCCAUAAGUCCAGGCUCGCAUGGUACUUGGUAGCUUUGUACACAGCUAGGGUCUUCAAGUUUUUCCCUUAGCGUUUGUGUAGCGGUCUGUGCAGCGGUUGUUUUAGCGUCGAGGCAGUCGGUUAACUGUGUGAUCAUUUCAUCUGGCUUCGUCGGUUUACCUAGUUUUCCUCAGAGCAAGCACUGAUGGCUUCUAGGAGUGUUUAGGGGAAGUUUACAAGUUGUCCGCCACGAGCUUAGCAGCCUCUGCCGGUCAACUCACAACUCACAUUGAACGUUUUUGCUUGGUCACAGCUAGGAGUAUCAAAUUGAGCGUUUUUUUUUGUGGCGGUUGCGUUAGCGUGAAGCGGUUGGAAGCGGUUGUUUUAGUGUCCCCCCUCCGCACCCUACCCUCUAUGUCUCCUUCCACUGAUUCAUCAUGUAUCAGUGUGACGGAUGACUGGAAAGGGGGGCCAUGGCUGGCAAAUCCCUGCAACCCAGCCAUGGGAGAGGAUUCUAGGGGCUGGCUGACCACGGUGGAGGCCCCUGGAUACACCAGGCACCCACAUUCCUUCUAGUAUUUUGUAGUAAUAGUUUUAGUAGUACUAUAAAAAUAUUAUAGUCUUUUUUGUACUUUUAGCGUCUGUUUGCGGGUAAGUGUACAACUACUUGUAUUGGCUUUUUUAGAGUUCUUUUGUAGCUUUUAUAAUUUUUUCAUGGCGCGUUGGGGCUGAAUGUUUUGUGGCGUUUACAGCGUUUGUAUUGUUUAUGGAGUGUUUGGGUUGGACUUUGGUGGCGUUCACAGCGUUUGUACCGUUUAUGAGGCGUUCAGGCUGAUUGUGUUUUUGUGCGCUUACAUCGUUAGUAGUGUUUAUGGGGCGUUGGGGUCGGACGUUUGUGGCAUUUUUACAGUGUUUGUAGCUGAGCUGAACAAUAACACAUCCCAUAGAACUCACAAUAACACGGUUUCCUGGUUUAUUCCGCUUCAAUCCGACUCACAAACUCUCACGAAACUCACGAAGUUCUAGCUUACUCAGCACGCACGUGCUCAUUACCUAAUUUGGUAGCCCUAGCCCUAAUUUGGUAGUGCUGCUCAACGUCACAAAACUGUGAGGGAUAGGGUUGGUAAAACUCUCGUACACAACUCCCCUAAAAAUUGUAGCACGCAAUUUUUACAAUCAAACGUAACUUGAAACUAAUCCGAUUUGCUAUAUGACAGUCCGGUUUAUACUCAAACACAGUUCAGUUUAUCAAUUCUCUUCUUCUUGCAAUUGUUCUGUGAUUCUCUGAGCAGCCCUCUGAGCUGCAGCUCGUCUUGGUCUCUGUUCUCCUUCAUCAGCUCGAUCUCUCUCUCCCCUUUGAGAUUGGUCAACAUUCUCCACCGCUCUGAUUUCCAAGGGACAAACUAACUGAAGCGGGCGGUCAAUAGUGUGCCUUUUGUGUAACAAUGUCACCCCUCUAACGACAUCAUCUUUGCCUUUGAUAAGACGCACUACUUUUCCCUUUCUCCAUUCUCUGCGGUUCUUUUCGUCUCCAAUGAUGAGUACAAUUUCUCCCACUUGAGGUAUAGUUCCCGUUUCGUUGUUAAGCCUGUGACUUUCCAUUAGGCUAUGGACAUAUUCCCUUUUCCAGCGUUUCCAUGCAUUGGCCUUAGCAUUUUCCAAUCGUUUGGCCAUCCUUGUUAGCUUCUCUCCAUCUGAGCCUUCGGUGUCUUCUACAGCAUACACAUCUCGUCCCCACAGGAUCAUGUUUGGUGUAAGUACCGCCUCUUCCUCUCUCUCUGCUUCAACAUAUGUCAAGGGGCGAUUGUUCAAAUUUCUUUCGAUGUCCAUGAUGACUGAUUCAAAUGCUUCAUAGGAAAGAUGUGACCUCCCCAAGGUCUUAUGCAAGGUCUUCUUUAUCUCCUUAAUCAAUCUCUCAUAGAUUCCUCCCCACCAGGGUGACUUUGCAAGAUUAAACUGCCAGCGAAUGUUCUCACGUGCUAAGUAAUUCUGCAACUUCUCACUUCUCCUCACUGUCUUGAUCCAGUCUGCUGUAGCCUUACACACUUUGGCUUUAUCCGAGAUGAUGAUGCGAGGUCUUGUUCGUCGCGAAAUAAAGGCAUUCAGCUUACUCUUGAAUUCCUCUGCCGUUUGGGUUCUUGCGACUUCCAAAUGGACCGCUCUGGAGCUGGCACAGGUGAAAAUAAUGACAUAGCACUUUCCUUCUUCUUUCUUACCGACCUUGUACAGCACGGGUCCGGCAAAGUCCACUCCGGUUACUUCAAACGGUCUGCUCCCCUCCGUUCUAUAUUCUGGCAAAGCACUAGUUGAUGGCACUCCAUAAAGUUUGGUGGAGUAUACUUUACAGAUGUUGCAGUUCUUAAUGACCUUCUUCACUUUCGCUCUCAACUUUGGUAUCCACCAGUUCUCUCUCACGCUCGCCAUCGUGUUCGCGACACCAAGAUGCAUGACCUGAUUGUGGACGUGAAGGAUAAGCUUCUCCGCAAGUAGACCACCAGGAAGGUAAAUCGGCCGAUAUCCUUUAAUUCUGCCUUCACACCUGAGAACUCCUGUACAGUUAUCUUUGACCAACUUCCAUCCUGGGGACUUCAGACACGUUUCCUCUGCUUUCUGAACUCGCUUUACCCAGUAGUCACUUGCAGCUGUGAUUUCUUCCGUAACUAAUGGGCCUGACAUCUUCUUUGACUUGCUUCUCGCUUUGCAGUUUCUGAUAAAACGUAACGCCCAUGCUGUUACUCUCAUUAAACGCCAGUAGGUGCUUCUUUCUAACAAGGCAUCCCACUCAUCGAACAUGCGCUCUUGUGUGCGGAGAACUGCUUCUUGGGUGACCUUACUCUCUUCAUCUGUUUCUUUGGUGCUGUUCAGCCUUGGCUGCUCCGGCCACCGCCUUUUGUCCAAGAGCCAAUCCGGACCGGCAAACCAGUUUCCUCUCUCCAUCUUCACAAUGGUUGCCCCUCUACUUCCGAGAUCUGCUAGAUUCAACUCUGAUGGGCAGUACUUCCAAGUGAUGUUCAUUGGACCAGCGGUUUCUGCUAUCUUCUUUACUCUGUUUGAUACAAACACCUUCCAUCCUCUCUCAGGAUUGGUUAUCCAAUAUAGUGCUACCAUACUGUCCAUCCAAAUGUUGAUGGUUUGAAUGGGCCAUUGCUGGAGAGCAGUGCUGAGGUUCUUCGCCAUGUUUACUGCCAUGUGGCCACUCACGAGCUCCAGUCUUGCUAUUGAUGUACUUCUCCUUGAUAUCCGCGACUUUGAGGUCAGAAGUCCUUUGGUCACGCCUGCCUCAUGUUCUACCACCGCAAUAGCUGCUGCACAGCAUGCUAGAAUGCUGGCAUCUGCGAAAAUAUGUAAAUGGACUGCUCCUAUCUCUCCGACAAAUGAAGCAAUACUUCUAGACACCCUCACAUCUUUAAGUUGCUUCGUCCACCUUAACCAUUGGUUCUUCAAUCUAGGGGAAACUUCUGCAUUCCAACCUUUCUUCUCAUCGCAGGCUUCUCGAUAAAUAUGCUUUCCCUCAGCCAUGGUGGGCGAGAUUAUCCCGAGUGGGUCAUAGACAGUUCCUAGGUAACUGAAUAUAGUGCGCUUGGUCACUGGAUGUUCUUGUGAAAAAGGCUUUGCAAGCAGCUCCAAUGUGUCAUCAUCCUUAUUCCACACAUGUCCGAGGAUCUUGCUUGAAUUUGGCAUGCCUUCACUUUCAAGAAACUUGACAUUAGAUUCCCACUUGUGCACCGGAAACCUGGCAGACUCAAGUAUGGCAGUACUCUCUUCUUUGAAUUGCAUGAGUUUCUCUACAUUUCCUCCCGUUUGCAUGAGAUUGUCAACAUAAGUGUUCUCCUUAAGUGCUCUCACUGUCUCUUCAAAUUCUGAACCUUGUUGUUCAAAGUGAUGCUGCAGAGUGGCUCCCAGUAGGAAAGGGCUUGCUUCAACUCCGAAAGGUACACGUGUAAAUCUUAAAUGUUUCUCUGUUCCUUUAUUGUUGAACAAGAAUCUGACUGCAUCUCUAUCCUCCUCCUUCACACCUAUCUGGAGAAACGCCUUUUCUAUGUCUCCAAGGAGCAGACUUGUGGACAUUCGCACUCUAAUCAUUAUGUCCCAAAGGAGCGGCUGCAACGGAGGACCAGUGAACAUGCAAUCAUUGAUGCUGUAGGUCAAAGGCUGGGGCUUAGCACUUGGGUCAAACACCAUGCGAACCUUAGUCGUAACUGCACUCUGCUUUACAAUUGGCUUGUGAGGCAUGUAGAACACACGUUUUCCAGAUGGAAUCUGAGGUGCUUCCUCGAUUACCCCUGCUCUGAGUUGCUCUUCAAUUAUGCCACCAUACUCUCCUUUCAGUUUCUUAUCUCUUGAAAGCUUUCUCUCCACGUUUUCAAGCCGCUUUCUGCUAAGUGCUUUAUUUGUGUUCGUUAAUGUAGCUCCCGGUAUCCAAGGAAUACCAACCUCAUACCUUCCAUCUUGCUUUCUGACAACACUCUCUUUAAAGUCACGCAGAACAUCCAGCUGAUCAUUCUCUCCCCGGUCCUCGACUCCCAGUACAUCCAAACUGUACAGUUUCUCAUAGUCAUUAACCUCUCUCAUGUACAUGCAGCUGCUCCCACUCCCAUAUUCGUCUCCCCCAUGGACCACCCAACCGAACGUUGUCUCCUCUACCAGCGGCUCUCCCGGGUGCCCUUUGAAUGCUCUCUCCGUCCUUAUUCUGCUAUAAACACCGUCUGCGAGAAUGAGGUGUAUCUGAUGUUCUCCUGUGGACGUCAUGUAGAACCGCUUGUCUUGUGUACGUGAGUACUUCAACUUCAGCUGAUUCAUGUCUGGCCUUCUCACUGUAGUAAAAUCAGCUAACUUCGAUCCAGUGAAUUCCACCUCUUCGCAAGACUUCCCGUCCAGGGGCUUAAUAUGGGUGUCAAAGAUUGGCAUUGUCUGGACUUUGGUUCCAUUGACUGUCAAGAUUUCGCGAGUCUCGUGACGUGUCGGUUUCAACUUUACUAACUUGACUGCUUCACGUGAAAUGAAGUUGCGUCCAGAUCCUGUAUCUAGGUAGGCCCAAAGCACUUGCCCCCCAAUACUGACGGGAAUAAUCGCAGGUAGCACUUUCUCCUCUGCAUAAUUGGAGUAGACCGUCAAUGACACUCCAUCUGGAUUACUGCUUUCCCUCUCCGGUCUAUCGCAUAUGCUUCUAUGGUGUUUAUGUUUACACUUGGCGCAGCCACGCCUACGGCACUGGUCUGCUCUGUGGUUUUGCCUUCCACAAUUAAAGCAUAAAUUGUGAUCUAUGAAGAACUUCUUCCUGUCCGCUAAUGCUGUUACUAGGGUACAGUCCUCACUCCAGUGCUCUUGUUUUCGGCAGAAAAGGCAAUAGGGUUUCAGCUUAUCUCCUUGCCUCUGUGAGAACAGAUGUUUUUCGCAUUUGCUACUUUCGACGUGAUUUCUCCUAAGCCACUUCUGCAGAGCAUCAAUCAGGUCUUCCAUGGACCAUUCCUCCCAACUGUCAUCCACUCUCACCAGAUCGGGCUUUACGUGAGGUAACUUGUUGAGCGUAGUCAUAACAAACCCUUGUAACUUUUGGCCUUCUUCGAGGGUUUGAAGCGCGUCAUAGCUCCUACUCAGUUUCUCGUAGAAUUCUUGCACCUUGAAAUAAUUGGAGCCUUUGACUUGGAAUAAAUUAAUGAUUUCUUCCAUGUGCGCAUUCGUGACGACCUUUGUUUGCCCAUAUUCUUUCUUUAGUCGAUCCCACGCUGUCUUGUAACCAACAGUUCCAGGCUUUAAAUUUGCAAUUCUGUCUCUCACCCUCGGGCUAACGGAUUCCAGAAGGUACCCGAAUUUCUCUUCGUCGGAAAUCGACUUCGCAUCAACUUGCGUCAGGAACAUGUUUUCAAAUCUUAUCCAGUCGCCGGCGGUACCCUUGAACGGUGUUAUCUUUAAUUUCGGUAACUUUGUGGUGCUGGAAACAGCUGUUUUCUCCAUUUGUAAUUUCUUUUCUGCCACAAGUAAUUCAGCUUCAAGCUUUUCCUUCCACAACUCACGCUCGUGUUCCUGUUGCUUUUCACGUAACACGUACAAUCGCCGCUCAUCUUCCAACUGUUGCUCCCGCUUCAAAUCUUCUUUUUCUCGCGUAAUUUCUUCCUCUCUAUCAUCUGAACACUUUCUAAGCCUCUCGUUUUCGCUAACAGAUGCUGCAUACUUUGAUUUAAUGUCUUUUCUCCACUGUCUCACCGUCCGAGGCGACAAUCGUCGCUCAAUUCUUAAUUCUUCUGUCUGUGAAAUAAGAUCCGAUAGCUUUGUAAUGAUUUUCACAGCUCGUUUGUUGACUAUUUCCAUCUCCGAAUAAUCCUGAAUUUUGAUCAGUUCAUCUAUCUCCUCCAUGAAGUACUUGACUUUCUCAAUUUCCUUGUCGAUCUCUUUUAUGAGACGUUGUUCUUCGUCGCUCGGUUCUUCGCUGUCGCUCAUGUUUGUUUUGACUCCGAGAAAGGAUCACUUCGCUUCUCAAACUGUCUCGCUAGCGUUGUGUAUUUCUUCCUCGCAUCCUGGUCUCGGCACUAAAAAUGAGCUGAACAAUAACACAGCCCAUAGAACUCACAAUAACACGGUUUCCUGGUUUAUUCCGCUUCAAUCCGACUCACAAACUCUCACGAAACUCGAUGAAAAAACCUCAAAGGAAAACUCGCGCUCACAAUCUUUUCGACUCGUCCAGUUCUAGCUUACUCAGCACGCACGUGCUCAUUACCUAAUUUGGUAGCCCUAGCCCUAAUUUGGUAGUGCUGCUCAACGUCACAAAACUGUGAGGGAUAGGGUUGGUAAAACUCUCGUACAGUAGCGUUUAUGGGGCGUUGGCGCUGUACGUUUGGCACUUAGGUCUUGUUUAGCCUUUGUAUGUUUCUACGUGUUCAGCGUACGUGGGUGCCUCCGGGUUCUCCCAUCCAUGAGCCCCCUCUCUCCGAACUUGGCGUUCAGCUCGGAGGUCCCUUCGGCUUGGCUUGGGGGCUCAUAGCUGGUGGGCGCGGGUUUGCCAGCCGUGGGGGCGUAACUCUGUCUUGGGGCUGGCUGUGCCAAAAGUGGAAGCCCCUGAACAUCCUGGGCACUCACCUCCACUAAGCGACGCAGUUGUUAACUGGUAAUAAUUAUUGCAUUUUUUUAGGCAUCCAAAGUGGAGUUACAUAAAAGUGAGACUUUUCAAUUUGGAAAUGUAAAUCCUAAACCUAACAUCGACGACUCAAAUGGUCCCCUUAAAGAAGCUGUUAAUUCAUUAGUAUGUGAAAGUGACCGUGAAUUGGGCAAAGCAAAGAAAAACGUACCAGUAGAAGAGCAGCAAAAGUCUUCAAGUACGAUCAGGUGAGCCACAACUUGUUUGUUUGUUUUUUUUCCCCAGCCUAUUAAUUUUUCAUAAUACAUAGAGUUUGUGCUUCUUUUUGUCUCAAAGGACACAAUACAUGCACACGUUCUAGUGAGGGAUCGAUGCUGUGAAUAGCACAGUGUACAAGGCAAUUAGUGAUUUACACUUUGUAUACCAGUGGCCUGAUGUGUUAUCAUUUACCCAUGUAGACUUACUUCAAGACUACUGGUCUGUUUGUCGGCACGGUUUCAGGAUUGAAAGAGAUGAUUUUUGCAAGUUUGCAGAUACUCUUCAAAAAGUACAUGACAUGCAUUGAGCAAUAUUUUUGGAGUAUUCUUGCAUUUCGUCCGUUCCUUCUGUUCAGAAAUUCGGCUCUUUCGUCUUCAGAUAGCCAUGAACUCUUUCAACAUUUGUUUGAGUUCACUAAUGCACAAACAGCUAGUCUGCCGCGCCACUGCUUUGUUGGGGCAAUAACCCUUUGAAUCGGUUGGUUAUUGCCUACAGCUUGAAAAUAUGGUCAGCCACAGCUGGUUAUAAAGAAUAGCUGGGGGGAUUGGAGCCAAUCAGAAACGGCGAAAUAUUUUGAAUAAGUAAUUAUGGGAAUUAUUGGUGUACCUUAACAAUAGCUAACAACAGCCUUUUACCUGUAUACAGCUCACGCAUACAGGUGAUCGUUGACCAUGACUACCUUGGACCACUGUGUUUGCAGUUCUCCAGCAUGCCAACAGUUGCUGAUGUGAAAAGCGAAAUAACACAGAGAACAGGCCUCCCAAUAAAAGACCAAUUGCUCUACUUCAACGGUAUAAAGGUAUCUAAUCCCUACAAUGAGUUUUUGCAAUUUCUAUUUAUUUCUUCCUGAAUAUUGUUUUGCUUUUUCUUGUCAUUCCAUAUUUUUGUUAUUUUAUGGUUUACAUUUAGUUUCUUUAAAUAAUAGAGAUUUAGCGUCACGCUUACGGCAAACGGCAUACGUCAGAUUCAAGUUGAGAAUUUCUCAAAAUGGAAAAUGAACAGAUAAAAACGGUCCAAAACAAUUCUUAUAAAUAAAACUACAGGUAGCAUGAAACUACUAUUUUGUGUCAAAGUAAUUAACAGUAAAAGAAAAGUAAAGAAGAAAACUUGGUCACGUGGUACAAAUUAACGUGACUCUAAAUCUCUCUAUUGUUGAAUAAUAUCAACUUAGCCUUUGGCGAAUAAUAAUCGUUAAAAAGUGUAGGCUGUGAACUAAUGGCCUCUUCAUUGGUACUAUUGGACUGGCAAUACACUUUUCGAAAAUUCAUCAUGAUCAUGAUGUUUAGAUUCCUGGAUUCUAUAAUGGAAUAUAGAGUUGUUUGAUCAUAAUUCAGUCUUCUUUAACAUUUAAGUUAAGUGACAGUAUUGGCUUGAGGUCCCUCCUUGAUGAAAAUGAUGGAGUAACGCUGGUGUUGUAUGCAGGUUCCCUCAAGGGCGGAGGUAAGAAUUGGUCAUUACAAUACCUUGCUAAAAAUAUAUGCAUUGAUUGCAUCAGGGUUAAUAUUCCUGCGACUCUUAAAUCAUAGAAUUAGCAUCGUAAGAAAAACGACCCAAUUUUAGUCUUAUAAUUACAAUCCAGUUUUAAUUGCAUCCGCAUUUAGGUUUUCUUGUAUUUUCCAUCUUGAAUCGUUAACUUACCAGGUAAAAGACUGGGGGUCCAUUUAUUUAUUACCUUGAAAAUAUACUUUAAGCAUGAAACUCAGAAACGUUCAGUUUAAAUUCCUUCACAGAAGAAUUGCGACCAAUGUAUUUUUAUUUACGAUUCAAGCUGCAGAUACCGAUCACUGUUGCUUUUUUCAAGUAACCCAAGGAACGCUCAUUCACUUCUUUUAGGAUUGUCCCGUGACAAGAGCUUUUUGGAGCAAUGUCAAAGAUUUCUUGGCUUCAGUUAAUUUGAUGGAAGCCUCUGGCGUUUUGGAAAAAAAAUUAAACGUUAGGUCUUACAGGAAAAGGAGACAUUUUAGUUAGUCAUUGUCUACUCUUGGCUUGGUUUUAUAUCUUUAGUUGCAAAUACAAAAGCUCAAAACCAUCUAUUGUGGAGUAAAUUUAUUAAGUUAAAGACAACUUUAUAAUUGAAAAACAAAUUUCAAUUAUUAAAGAAAGGUGGAAAAAAUUAUUCAGAAAAAGGAUUUAUUCUCGAGUGAACUCGAAAAAAAAAAUCCAAUAUGAACAGAUUCCAAAGAACAAAAGAAAGCAACUUUGCUAUCAAUUUUUUAAUUAAUUUUUUUUUUAAUUUUUCGUUUUAAGUGACCGUAGUUAAUAAGUAUCUAUGUGAGAAGCAGAAACGGAAGGGAAACGGUUUGGACGAUAAUCAAAGCUUGGUAGAUAACUUUUCAUUGUGUUGUGUAACCAGGUUGACUGAAUUUCCAGAUUAAACAUUGUUAAUGCCCCGGUGAAAUAUAAAUACGCAAAAGUAUCGUAAAGUACAAAGAAUCUUGCACAAACUGAAACAUUAGAUUCGAAAGUAAUGACUAUGUCCUAUUUUAAAACAUUUAGCCCCUCCCAAAAGCCAUCCAGGUGAAGGUGGUGCAAGAGCUAAACAAGAUUCAUCCAAUUCAAAACAAGGUAAGGAGAAUGGUACACAACUCCCACGAUACCCGCGGACUCCCCCAUAGCCUGCGUAGCAUGGCGGUUUUGGUUGGGCGCGCUAAGAAAUGAAGGCUGGCUAGGACAGAGAAACCGCGAGGAUUGGGGUGGGAGCAACUUGAAGGGGUGGGAGCAACUUAUUUUUCUCGCGGCUACGCCGCUCCUUCGCCCGGCUCGACAAAACCGCCAUGCUACGCAGGCUAACUCCCCCAUAAAAGGCCUGCAACUCAUGCAACCAUUCAUCAAAGUGCUUUUGUCAAAAAGUGGAAAGAAACAAAUCAAACUGCGAUUUGUAAUGGAUCAGCUAAUAGAGUAAAGGGUUUAUUAUCAUAUUGUUCAGAAACCUAGGAAGACAUUUCGGGUUGCAUAUAAAACGCUACAGUUAUCGGCUGAUACGGAGUAUAAACAAGAUGGGAUAACAUAACAUACCAUACUAAAGUAAAAAAGCAAGGCUGGCUUGUGUGAAUCUAUGACAAUGUUUAUUUUACUUUGUAGAAAGCUCAGAAGUAAGCCAAGUUGAGGGUGCUGUUGGAGGUGAAAGUAUGUUUUAAAAAGUCUUAAUGUCCGCAUAAAGGUCAAAAUUACUUGUUACAUUUAAUAAGCAUAGUAUGCAACAAUAUUGUAAUAUAAGGCGGAUUUUAUCAAGAAGAGCUGUUAAAUUUGGAGAUAGGUCGUUAAACUUAAUGACCAAAAGCCGAAUUUUAUGGCUAUAUCAAUCUUAAACAAAGGAAAACGUUGUCAUACAUCUGUACAGUAUGUUGCCCAGUAUCCGGACGCUACCAGUAUCCGGACACUUGAAACAAAAACUCAAUUUUUGAGGCGCCCUUUUCAGUUCUCGGUAAACGAAGUAUUUCGAAUGAAAGCUAAACAUUUCAGCUUUAAGAUGAAAGUUUUGGCGAUUUCAAAGCUUGCGAAACAGUCGCAGGAGACGCCGUUCUGUUCAGGUGAGUAAACUUUUCAUGCCUAAUAUUUACGCUGUUUACUGCGCAGUAAAAUCAGUGCUGCUCAGAAAAGGGAGGGUAAUGUGUGAUAUUUUCAAAGAAAAUGUUUUAUUUUUUAACAAAGGAAAGUUAUUGAAAUCUUAAACUGAAGUGUCCGGAUACUGGGUGACAUACUGUACAGUUUAAGCUUUUCAUUACGCGAAACAAAGGCGACCCUUUUAGUGCAACUGAGAAUGUGGACUUUUAUUAAGUUUCUUAAUUGUCCGAAACUCAUGUCAUAUCCUUAAGGAAAAAUUUUCCCUCGUUACUUUUCCGUCAAUAGUUAACAGCUUUAAUAAGGGAGUUUGCGAACCAUUUUGUUUUUAACCCCGACAUUUUUUUCAGGCAUAAAGUUAAUGGAAAAUUGGAACAGUCAAGAAACAGCGGAAUGGCUUUAUCAAAUUGGGCUAGAUGAAAAGUAUGCCUCGGUUUGUGUAAAGCAAGCAAUCAGUGGAAGGGCAUUGUUGUUGCUAGCUAGUAAAAGUGUCGAUCAGCUUGCCUCCGUUUUUCAGCUGAAACGGGGACCACGGAGUAUUCUCAUGGAUAACCUUCAACCACAUCUGGAUGGAUUUGACAAGAAUGUACCCCAUACGGCUCGCAUUUCAUUUCAGAUGUUAAAUGCUUGGAGUGUUGAUGAACUCUGCAAUUGGCUUCAGGAACUCAGCAUUCCAGAAGAAAACUUGAGUGAAGUACAGCAGGAGGAAAUUAAUGGUAAGGCAUUUUUGGUUUUGAGAAAAUCUGGAGAACUAGAGGAAUGUUUAAAACUAAAAGCUGGCUCCUGGGUUGUUCUUGAACACGAGCUAAUGCUACAUUUGCAAAAUAGCAGUGAUAGGGAAAGUGGAACAAACACAACUUUGGCUACGCCUGAAAAACCCCACGUGGUACCAAGACGUAUUUGGAACAAUGCCAAAAAACAAAUGGACGGAAGUCAAGAACUGCAGUUGGAGGACCAUUCCUCCAUGAAAGCCGAAAUAACUUCUGCAGUGGCUGCAUCUAAAAAACCCUACGUGGCACCAAAACGUGAUUGGAACACAGCCAAGUCGGAAAAAAUGGAGCAAAAUCAAGAACUGAAGAGGGAGGACGAUAUGACCACCGAAAUCUCCUUUGAAGAAAACGCUAAAAUUGCCAUGUCCACUAAAAAAAUGGACGAAAUUAAAGAACCUCAGGUCGGCAAUGAUACCUCCACCAACGACAUCUUUGGAGCAAACCGUAAAGUUUUUCCAUCCACAAAACAAACGGUUGCGACUAAAGAACCAUGUGCUUCCGAGGAUACCUCCGGCAACAUCUUAGAAACAGACCACAAAGGUGCCUUCUCUACAAAACAAACGGGCGAAGUUAAAGAACCUCUGGCAGCUAGCGAUCUCUCCACGAAGAACGUAAGUGAAUCAAAAUCUAAAGGUGCCUUGUCCACAAGUGAAAAGCUGUUGCUGUUUCAGAAUGCUCUGAAACUGGACAUUGAAGCUUCAACUAAUUCUGAAGACUUGGAGGAAUGCUUUGUACGGUCGAUUUUCGCCAAGAGGGGCGGAGGUGCCAAUGCUCUUGAACGGUUGUUCAAUUUCGUCGUCAUAACUAAAGAAGAGAUGACAAUCGACAAACGACGAACGCUGUGGUCCAGGAUUAUCGAAAAAACAUCAGACUGGAUAACUCUGCUACGUAAAGAUGACCAGCAGUCUUUUCAGUGGGACAGUGGGUGUGAUUCCUUCGUCUAUUUGCCUACUAAAGAAAGGGUGUCUUUACGGGCGGAUAAGAAUGUGGGUCAAAUAUUCCUUGAAAAACUCUCGGCCAAUGAAUUGAAGCAAAGUGUGUUUGUGCUGUUGGUCGAUAAGCAAUUGAUAAAAGAGAAGGAAACUUACUCGUACUUAUUUUUUCUGGAGAAAAAAAGCAGGUUUUCCUUUAAAGUUCGAUUGAAUGCAAAAGAAAGCGGUUAUCACGCUUCUUUUGACCCAAACAGUAGGGGUCAAAAUCUUACAUGGAGUAAGCACUUCAGAGGUUGUAAAACGAAUGCCUCAUUUAAGAGUGUUGUAAGCACAACACCUCAAUUUGAUAAGGAACCAUUACCGGCUCCCGAUUUCCCUCAAUACCAGACUCCAAGACCCUUUGCCUCGGAUUUUGAAAACAAUUAUUAUAAUGAGGGCUAUAUUCUUCCCUUCUGGGAGAAUGGCUCCCAAGACCUGAUCAAACCAGCGCAUGAAUUUAAACUCCUUCGAACUGGCGCCCACAGUUCUGAAAAAGACAGUAUGGUCAAAUUUGUGUUUGAGACAAUGAGAUUUGCUUGUGGCUGCCUUAACAAAAGAACAAACGGAACAAUACACUUUGGCGUUGCUGAUGAGAUGGAAGGCCAAACAUGUGGUUACCAAACGAGAGAAAUUGUUGGCACCUUGGUUAUUGUUAAACCCCGUUACAAAGAUAAGCUUACAGAGUUUAUUAACAAAUGCUUUGUGGGUGACAGUAAAAGCAAUGUCCACAACUGCAUUAGAGAUCCAGUCUUCAUUCCAGUAAAAUGUGAUGCAGGACGGCCUUCUACUAACAGAGUGGUAAUUGAAGUCGACAUCGAGCCUAGAUAUUCUUUCUGUGAAGGUGAAACGUUUAAAGCUGGGUUUAAAAGCCUUGGUAAAGAGAAAGAGGAACCUUUAGCUUACGUAAGGCAUGGUUCACAGACAGAGGCAAUAGUUGAAGUAGAAAAAAUGGAAGAAUACAUAAAACUUCGUCCCAGGUUGGAUGAAGAGAGAAAGAGGCGUGAACAAGAACAGGGUGUUUUGGAAAAACCGAAUGACAUUAAACACCUUCACGCUAAACUGAAAAGGCUAUUGUGUGCUAAUAAGUCUGUUUUAGAUUGCUCUGUGUAUCCCAUCUUAGUUCUAAGUAAACCAGAUGCCAAAAUGACUCAAGAGUACCUGAAAGAAACAUUCUCUUUUAUCAAAAAUAUAAAAUGGCAGGUUAUCAUUGACUUUGAUGACCAGGGAUCAGCUAAGAAAGGUCUUUGUGAAGUAUAUAAGGGCAGCCUAGAUUCCUGGAACUGUGACAUACAUGAGGCCGAGGAUUACGAUGAAAGCGAGGAUGCAAUUGAAAGUAUAGAUUUUAAGACUCACUGGAUAUUUGGAAAUGGUUAUGCGGAGCUUGGUAAAGAGGCACUGGGAUUCAAGCAGUGGAACAAUUCUAAACGUAAACGAGGAUUGAGCUUUGUUAUUCAGUCAUUAGCCAAGAGGAUCCCAAAGUUAAGGCCAGUAGUCGUGUUUAUGUUGCUCUCACGGGAGUAUGAGCCAAUGGCAGAUACUUUUAAAGACUUCUGUACCUAUUUUGAUGGUCCGAAUCACUUAGUUUAUGCUGCGGAAAGCUCUGAUAUUGUUGUAAAUUGGGUAGGGAAACUCUCAAGUACUUGUUUAGAGGAACAUGAACUUCGAGAAAGAGGUGUUGUCGGAAUGGCAUGGAGUGAAUUCAAAGAGAGUAUGCAGCAGAUGGUUGGAGGAAUUGAUCGGCAGCAGCGUUAUGUAACCAUGGCCACUGGGACUCCAUUUCCUUUAGACAAUGUCACGUUCAACAAUAUCAGUAUUUUGAGUGCCAAGGAAUGCGAAGAAUUGCGCGAUUUAAGCCCCCCAGAGCGACUGACGAUUUCAUCGAAGGUAGAACUUGAUUUCUAUAGAGGAUAUCCUGUGACCUGGAUGAAUUUUUGGUUUACUGAAGAGGGAAAGAAUCAUGUUCUUCGCCGGAAAAACUUUACAGAUUUAAAAGCGUUAAUAGAAAAGAUGUACCGACGAGGACCGGAGGGAAAAGUCCAAACAGUUACUAUUUAUCACCAGAUAGGAGCAGGAGCUAGUACUAUGUGUCGGCAAGCAUUGUGGGAGUUUCGCUGCAACUCAAAUUUUCCAUACCGUUGUGCUGUAAUCACUAAAAUAGAUGACAGUACUUGUAAAGAGAUUCUGCGUCUUAGGAAAGUAGGUUACAGCGACGAGAGUGUAGGCUCUCUACCACCCGUCCUGGCACUGGUUGAAGAUACUGAAGAUUUCUUGUUUCGAGAGUUGCGAUCACAAGUUGUAGAGCAUGCUAACAAACUUCCUAGGACUGAAUGGCCAGUGUGCGUCUUUCUAUUCUGCAAACCAACACAACAACCAUACAAAUGUCACGACAAAGAAAAGGAUACGAGUGUGUAUCUCGAGCAGCAAUUAAGCCCAGAGGAGGUGGACUGGUUUAAAGACAAGUACACCGAAAUGAAAGGACAUUACAACGAUCCACAACAUGACUUUGAAACUUACGCAAACGAGAACUUGAUUUCUUUCAUGAUUAUGAAAGAGAACUUUAAUCGAGUUUAUGUAUCAAGCAUUGUUGAAAGAAACUUAUGCCAUGUGACGAAGGACGAAUUAACACUCCUGCAAUACACAUCCCUUCUCAACAUUUACAAUCCUUACCCUGUGUUUACCUGUUGCUUUGACAAUAUCAUGUUGUCUGCUAGCUUUCUACGGAAAAAGUUCUUCAGAGAUUGGGUGGAAGAUCUCACCCACUCAGCUCGAAUUUUCUUGCGAGAGAUGGACUGCAGCACACACCUCGGGACAGGAAAAGCUAUCGCUGUUGUCCACCCAAUCAUUGCGGGUGAGUUACUAGAUCAAAUAGCUGUGAAGAGAGAGACCACUGUGAGCCAAAUAGCCCUGGACCUUUUGAAAUCACCCUUGUUAGAACAAGAAGGGAAGUCUUUUACCUCAACGCACUUGUAUGAUGCUGCGAACAGAAUGCUGAAACAUAGAAAAAAAUACGAGUAUGGCGAUGACAUUCAGACUAAAUUCUCACCGUUGAUUGAAAAGAUUUUGUACGUAAAAGAAACCGAAGAUGGACAAAAGAAACCCACUGAAGAAAGUAUAGAUCAGGCGACAAAAGUACUCAUUGAAGGACUAGAUAAAUUUAGGGAUCCCAUGCUCGCUCAGCAGCUAGCCAGAGUAUUUUAUCUUAACGCUGCAGCAUUUUCGGAAUCAACAGUGGACUCAUGCUUUCACAAGGCAUUAGAGUUUUGCGACACUGCAAUUAAGAUGAGCCCAAAUAACUCAUUUCUCUUUGAUACCAAGGGAAGAAUUUAUGAAAGUAAAAUAAAAGUUUUGUAUGGUUCAGUACGCAAGGGUAAUAGGUUAAUAGAUAUACCAUCUGCUACGCAAGUACUUCCGCUGGCUUUUGAUGCAAUGAAGUGGUUUCAAAAAUCGAUAGCAGCAUCGGUGGAAUAUCAAAAUAAUUAUGGUUUUCAUGGGGAGCUUUCUGUGAUGUUCUACUUGCUUGAUGUUCUUCGAUGUGUGACGAUCUUCAGGGAGAAGGAGGGCCAGAAAAAGUUGCAAGCAUAUCUCGCUUUUUGUCAGGUCAUACCAGACGAAGUGCAAGCAGCUUGGAAAGAGUAUCAUGAAUCUAUUCGGCAGCUGAGGAAUAGGUUCAGUCACUGCAUAGAGGGACUUGCGGAAGACUUCGCCAUUUACAAACGGAAUCGUAUAGAGGAAAGAGGACUACCCAAUCAAAUUGCUAUUUUCAAGAAGCAGUAUCAUAGUUACUUUGGUGAAGGUGACGUUAAGUGGAAUAAUGAAAUUCCAGAGGAGCGCUGGGAGUACAGAUGGCGUAAAAUCAAUCAAUAUCUUACUGGUGAUAUUUUCUCUAGCGUUUUUUCGAUUCACUGGGCUAAAACCAAGGAGGAUUCGAAGACACCAAAGGAAACACUGCAGCUUCUUAAAAGGCUAGCUAUUGAAAACUAUCGCGAGCCUGUACAAAGUAUGCGUUAUAAGGACAUGCUGCUCAUCAUAUCAUCGAGCAUGGCUCUCCACUCUCCAUAUGGAUCUAAUUCAAAGCUUAAACCAAAGCAACUGGUGGAGGAGUAUAGGGAAAUAUACAGUUUUGUUGAAAAAUUGUUUACACUAGAAGAAUGCAACGAAGGGUCUCUAAGGCUUUACGCUCAUUUAUUUAAAGUAAUGUUCCUGUGGCCGCGGAAAGAUUUACCGACGGAGUUGAGCAGCUAUGGCGUGCAAGACUUUUACGAUGCAAAGAAAAGCUUGAAAGAGAGGUGGGAAAGAAAAUGCCAGGGACAUUUUGAUCUAGACAAGAUGCAUAAGCAAAAGGUUUAUAAGUACAUGUCAUUUAAGAAAGAUACCAGGCAGUAUACGACACUUUUUUACCUGGGUAAAGGCUCUGGGUUAGAUGUUUUUGUUCAUAUAAAUGAACUUACUGAAAAAGGCUCUCUAGGCCGGGAGGGUCCAAAGGUAAAACAGAGACUUAAACGGCUUACGGGAAUAGUGGAAAGUAGAAAUAUCAUCAGAAUGAAGAACCCUCUGGACUCGAGUAGAACAAUUGACAUUUACUUUUCUACAUUUCGCCAAGGAGGUUUUUCCAAGGAGGAAGUGUCCUUCUACUUAGGCUUCAGCUGGCCCCAACCUAUCGCUUUAGAUGUCAAAUACAUUCAUUCAGAACAUGCAAAAUGCUCCGAGGAGUCCAUUGGUCAGGUUUUGGGCGAUCAAUACAAGUUUGUUGUACCUGUACCUAAAUAUAAUGUUGUGACGUAUGAGGAAUACACUUCCAGUAUGAACAAACUAACAAGGAAACUUACAGAUAUUGAGGUCUUGAAGAAGAAGAUGGAAAACGGCCAAGAACUGGAGGAAAAUCAGGUACCUACCCGCUUGUCUAAUUUUUUAGACUUGUUAAAACAGUUCGCUUCAUUUGUCAAAGCGUGUCAAGUUUUGACCAGCUUUUGUCUAGUCUAGAUGGUUGACCUGUCUGCACUUUCUAUCUUUGAUUGCAACCGUUGAUACAAAAAAAGGGCAUAGAUCCAACAGACAACCUGGGGUACUUACCAUUUACAUGGGAAAACCGGAAAUUCCGGUUGGACAAUCAAAUGGUUCGCUCCAUUCCGUUUGGGAAGACUCACACUGAAUUAUGGGCUGCGUUUUGAGGGGAUGCAAUGUUUCUACUCCUUUUACUCUGUUCAGCUGAGUUAGUUAUAUUUUGUAGCGGAUCGUUCUCCAACCACGUCAAAUUUUAUAGUGUUAUGUUUAUGCUUAAGAUUUCUAUAUCCGGAUGGUUUGUGUAAAUGGUAAGCACGCCUGGUUUCUGGACGAUUUUGUUUCACAACUUUAAAGAAGGCCAAGAGUAGCGAAAAAAAUGGAUUUGUCACCAAUUCCUCUUUUUUGCACUGUUUUCGGUUAAUUAGCAUAAGAAUGGCUAAAAUGAGUUUUGCAACAAUAAGGGCAUAUUUUCCAACUAAUCGGAUGAUUAAGCAGCUUUUUUUGUUUUUGAGCAUGCGCAUAAGCCAAAAUUUGGACUCUUUGCGAAACUAUUUUGAUUUUCCUUUUUACCUCUCUUUUCUGCCUUUGCCUUUUUAUAUUCAAUUUUCUUGCCAUUUUAUCGUAUUUCUUUUGCAUGGAAUUGUGGCUGGCCAACUUUUUAGGAAAGCCGGGACCAAUUUAAUCUACAAAGUGUUGUAGGUACUACAAAUGGCGAAAUUGCAAGUGGCAGUGGAUUUUUCCCCAAAAUGUUACUUGGUUUUUUGCUCCUAGCUCUGUCAUGAUUGGUCAGAAUUUCCAAAACGAAGCAUCGUUACAAAAGAUCUAUUCUAUCUGUUAGCCACAACCUAAUAGCCUCCCACGCAGACGUUCUUAUGGGUUCGUCGCGAGUACCUGCCCAUACCCGUUAGUGGGGCAGGAGCGCGUGACGAACCCCUAAGAACGUCUGCAGGGGAGGCUACAACCUAAUAGCUUAAACUGAAAGCUUUCAUGGGAAUCGAACCUUGAGCUUUGCGAUCACUAGAAAAGCUUUGUGUUCCAGUCCUCGCAAAGCGAUAUUACUAUAUGGUUCUUUGAAAUCAUAACUUUGUGGAUCAAAUUUGCCAUUGAUUUGAUCUGAAGUUCACAUAUAUGAUUUAUUUUAUGCAUCCACAUUGCUGGCGUCGUCGAGUAUACUACGAACCCGCUCUGUGGUUGGCUUGAUCAGCUCAGUUGGAUAGGUCUCAUUUUCUUGGUUUUGGAAUACCAAGGACACAAAGCAUUUGUCGUUACUUGUUUUCAAGGAGGAAUUGAGAAAGAUUGGUGGUAAAUCCCAUUUCAAAUUUUUACCUUUUUGUCUUACCACAGAAAAAGAAGCUUAGCAAAGAAGGGGAAAUAAAACAAAAACUUCAAGAGUUAGGGAAGAGCCUUGAUGCCCUGCUUGACAUCGAGGAAGAAUUCUUUAGCUAGGACGAAAGUAAGUUUACAACAAAGAGGAAUUUAUUGUUGCAAGCCUUCACUUGUUUGGUGAGGAUUCUGCUUUGUAAACCUAAAUAAGGUAGAAAUAAGAGGACUUCCUUUUUUGGGACUGCGAUGAUUGGCUGUUUGAACGGUCUGUUUUGUUGCCUGAUCAGACAUCAUUAAUGUUGUAAUUCAACACACCGCUGAGGUAACCGUUUUGUAAUAACAGUUUUCUCAGUUCAUCCAAAGAACAACUAAAAAGAGGAUGACGAACAAUUCGGAGACAACGAAAAGUAAAGGGUUCGGAUAAGGUUUAUCUCGUAUUUUCGGGGUGUGAAAGAGGCCCAUUUAGUGUAAAGGCCAGUAAACGUUUUCCUUCGGUAAAUUGACGUUGAAAAGCUAGGCGUGGUUGUUUUGUUUGAUGACUUUGUCUAAGAAAGAGAUCGCGUUGUUCUCCUCAAAUUCAACGCUGGAUAUGAUAUUCGCCUGACAGCUAUUGAGGUAGUGCGGAAACUGAUUUGCCGCGUUGUCGUUGUUGUCAAACAAGGUGAAAGUGUCGUCAGCAUAUCGAAACCAAAUAGAUGGCGGAAUGUUAUUGCUGAGUACCCAUUUCUCCCCAAAAUGGCACAUGAAGAUGUUGGCUAAAAUAGGAUCUUAUGGGGAGCCAAUUGCCACAUCAUCAAUCUGGUCGUAAUAUUGGCCAUCAAAUAUGAAAUCGCUCUUUUUUGUGGCAUACUCGAAAAAAAACUUUUAAGACUGAUCAGGGCAGUGUUGGCGCAUCAGGAAGAGCGUAUAGCUUGUAAACGCAAAUUUGUAUUGUGUCAUCAAGAGCAACGUUUGUAAUUAAGGAACUGACGUCAAAGGAGCACAUCACUUCAUUGUUAUGUUUAUACGUCUUGUCCUAAUCCGCAAAAUUAAAGCAGUCCUUGGUUGUGAACUGGUUAGUGGAAAUGUGCUGGAGAAUAUGAACAAGAUAUGAUGCCAAAUUAUAGUUUUAGGUGUUUAGAGAAGAAAAAAUAGGGCGAAAAGGGCAACCAGAUUUAUGAACCUUAGGAAGGCCAUAAAGAACACCAUGAGAGGAACCACAUGGCAAUAUCUUCUGCAGGGUGGCAUCGUCAAUGACGUUAUUCCUUUUGUGAAUUUGUGAAGAUAAGAUGUUAAACUGUCUUCUCUAGAUAUCGUCGGGUUAUGCCUUGAACUUUGUGCCAUCAGAAUCAACUGUUUCAUUUUAUUUAUUCAAGUAAUCAGGCUCAUUGAAGAUUACACGUCCCUUUCCUUUGUCAGGUUUUGUGAUUAUAGUGCUGUCGUAUUUUCGCAAAACGUUCAAGGCUUUCCGUUCAUAUUUGUUGAGAAUGUUCUUUUGUUUUGAGAAAACAUGCGUAGAAUGAUGUAACGGUAAGACAUAUUUCAGUUGACAUUUCAGUCUGUAUUCGUUAUCACAAAACUGCAAUCACCCUAGCUGGCCAACACGGAUUUCUCGGACUCUGUUAAAACCCGAUGUGAAUGAUUAAAGAUUAAGUCAUCAUUGCUAACGUUUGACAAGAGAGGCAUUCCGUGUUUCCGUUUCAACUUAUUAGAUUUUGCUUCAAGUUUAUGUGAGAAGCGACCCUUCUUCAGUUUUAUUAUUAUCACUUUUAUUUUCAUCAUUUAAUAAUAAUAAUAAUAAUGAUAAUAAUAAUAAUAGUAAUAGUAUAAUUAUUACAGUGGAGUUGCCUUAGUCGCCUACGCUCAGUCGUUUUUUGUGUCGUCACGCAAUGUUCCCCCCUCUCUUCGCUCCUUGCCGCUGACGAAACGUCCCUAGCGGAGCCGCCAGUGCGAGCCGGCCAAGUCGGCGAAAAUUAUGGGGCGUGGUCAAGAGUUUCCUCGCAGGCUACCCUUUGUGGGGAAAAGAUUUGCGUGACGGCACGAAAAGCGGCUGCGAACGAGACAAAGGUUGCCUUUAAUACUUUAGAGUCAUUACUGGGUAUUGCUGUUUGAAACUUGACCUUGUGUACCUAUUUAAUUUGCUUGUUGCUUGCAGAUGAAAGGCUGCAGCAGUUGUGGGGGAAUGCCGUUGCUUCAGAAGAAUCAACGUACUUAUACACUGGAUGAAAAAACAGAUUUGAAAUGAGAUAAAUGUGGGACAAAUGUGGGACAAAUAUAAAAUUUGUCAUAUUUGUUCACAUUUGUGCAAAGCACAAAUUAUACAUUUGUCUUUAAGACAAAUAGGAUAAUGAUGCAUUUGCUAUCUAAGACAAAUGUGAACAAAUGCUGUGUAAAUGUAGGACAAAUUUAACAUUUGCUUUGUGACAAAUGCAGAUAAAUGAGCCAAACUGCAAACAAAUGUGUUCAAACUUUGUCAAAUAACAUAUUUGUAUGGACAAAUAUAGAGCAAAUUUUAUAUUGUAAAGUGAGCGUGCCAGGCUAGUACACACGUACUACCCUUCUCUCUUUUCUUCCCUGGCAUCUACCCCUUUAUUGCUUCUUGCAAUUUGCACUUAACACUAGCUUUCAACCUUUCUUUAAAGUGGACUAAUGCUGCAGAAGUUCAUUCAACUCAACUAGGACAGGUUGAAAGACCAUCAGUUCGAUCCCUUUCCCCCUCAUUUAUCACAACCCUUGCCUGAAAAACCCUGAUAUAACGAAGACACUGCUAAAACAGUAACAAUCUUCAUUGCACUUCGUUCCUUGAAACUUCUUAAAUAUCAGAGUUCCACUGUAAAGGGUGCAAGGUGAUUACAGUAUUUAAAGAAAAAUGACUCAAGAAUUUUAACUGACAAUUCUCAUUUAUUUCACAUAGCUUGUCCUGAUCUUACAAUUAACUGUAAAACAAAACUAAAACAUUAAGUUUAACAAGUGUCAGUUCAUUUCAGGAUGACCAAGUCAAAAGACUUAAUUAGGUAGAUAAAUAAACAGAAAGUGACCAAGUUGGGAUUGCAAAAAUCACUUUUUUUCCAAAGUGACGGAAAUGGGGUCUAUAAUAUGGCCACAGAGUAGACUAUCGGUAUACAGUAAUGGGAUAGGGAUACUGAGAGGCCAGCAGCACAUACCCAGUAAAAUUUAACCAUGAAAUAAAACUUUCCCUUCAGGUACCAUUGGUACAACAUCCAACAAAGUGUAUCUUUAGUUAAUUACCACAGGAAAGAUAACAAUCUUCAUUGCACGUAGUUCGACUGUUAUUAGAGUAUGUAAUUUUAAAUAAUAGCUAUUAAAAACACCUCUGUUAAGUGGACACCUUGAGAUGGUCCCUGUUUCUCUUUAUAACUCACUCUAUUUGGAUCUCUAUAAGACGGAUAUACCGAAUCAGUAGUGCUGGUCCCAAAGGUGUCCAUCUUAAAGAGAGUUGACUGUCCAGACAAAAUAUUCUUAUUUCUUAUAUUAAAAAUAUAUCUUAAUGCACUUUAGGAAAUACCAAUAACAAAAAGCAAAUGCCUCACAAUUGCCAAGGUUUGUUUGGUGGGCUAUUGAUACUUGCCAAAGGUAACAAAACUAAUGAAAUAGAUGACUUCUGGAGUGACUGCUAGAGGGUUUAAUUUACAUUUGUCAUUAAUCAAUAAUGCUACAAAGACUUGACUAAAAUUUGGUAAACAGCAAAAAUUUCACAUAUCAUAAUAUAUUUUUGUAAACGCAUCUUACUGAUAGCUUGAGAAUUUGCAAAGUAAUCAAAGACUAUACCAUUUGCACUCUUCAAUGUUUGCCACAGUUAACCAAGUAAUCCAAGUUACAUUUAUAUAAGCUCUUAGAAAAUCCAUAACAUGUACUGUUAUUAAAAUCUAUAAACAAAUAAUGGACUUUGGACAUUUAAGCCAACAGUUAAACCUUGAUUAUCUGGACCUCAAUUAACCAACUUUUUGAUUAUCACAACUUUUCCUCUGGUCAAAGAUUUCUUAAAUGAAUAUUGCAAAUAAACGAGAAGGUAAACCUAAGCCUGAUUUUCUUUUGGCUUCACAUCUUCGAAAGAGUCAUUGAAAAGUUUUCUUUUGCCUUUGAAAAGCAAAGUUGGUACUUUUAUGUGAUGUCAGCC